AUGUAUCCUUGCAUGAAGUUGAAGCAUCUGGAGCAAAGGCUACAAGACAUUUCGAUGUUUGAUAAGCCUAAAAUUGUAUUAGAGCAAUACGUUACACCUUCUCAUUUGGGCUCUCACAUGUUGUAUACUAUUCAGUCACAGUAUGGUGAUAUUGAGGGAAAAUUAGUUGCUGAUUUAGGAAGUGGUUGUGGUGCUUUGUCCAUUGGAGCAGCAGUUCUAAACGCCUCUCUAGUUACUGGAUUCGAAAUUGAUGAGGAUGCCAUUGAAAUUUUUCAAGAAAAUUGCCAGGAUCAUGAACUAACAAACAUUGAAGUUAUACAGUGUGAUGUGUUGAAGGACAUCCCUAGUAGGUUCAAUAAAGCCUUUGAUACAGUGUUGAUGAAUCCUCCUUUUGGGACUAAAAAUAAUGCUGGAACUGACAUGAAAUUUUUGGAUACAGCUUUGAGAUUAUCAAAUAAUGUUGUAUAUUCUUUACACAAAACUUCCACUAGGUCAUUUAUUUUGAAACAUACUGAAUCACUAGGUGUGAAAGCUGAGGUAUUGGCAGAGUUGCACUAUGACUUACCCUCAACUUAUAAGUUCCACAAAAAGAAAUCAGUUGAUAUAGAAGUUGAUUUUUAUAAAUUUAGUGUUUAAAGUGUAA
Messenger RNA from Phaedon cochleariae (mustard beetle), 643 nucleotides. Lineage: Eukaryota; Metazoa; Arthropoda; Insecta; Coleoptera; Chrysomelidae. The record is from the annotation of a GenBank genome assembly.